AUGCUCGAACACAUGGAUCGAAUGGGUGAGGUGUCCAAACCUUUGCGUAAAAUAGGCGCCAUUUCGUUUUCCUUCUUUCAAGUAUAUCUCUAUGGGCUAAAAGGCGAUGGGGAAGCGCAGCAAGUUGAAUGGAGUAAGAUUCAGACACCUACUGAUGAAGUGGUGGUUCCUUACGAUACCUUGGCGCCAACUCCGGCAGAUCCGGAGGAAACCAAGAAGCUUUUGGACAAGCUUGUGGUUUUGAAGCUCAACGGAGGUUUGGGGACGACAAUGGGGUGCACUGGCCCUAAGUAUAUAAUGGAGGUUUGGGAGAGGUCUGUCAUUGAAGUUCGUAAUGGAUUGACCUUUCUUGACCUUAUUGUCAUCCAGAUUGAGAAUCUUAAUAAGAAAUAUGGGUGCAGCGUUCCCUUGCUUCUAAUGAACUCAUUCAACACUCACGAUGAUACACAGAAGAUUAUUGAGAAGUACUCGGCCUCAGAUAUUGAGAUUCACACUUUUAAUCAGAGCCAAUAUCCUCGUCUGGUUGUUGAUGAUUUUGUGCCAUUGCCAUCAAAAGGACGUACUGACAAGGACGGAUGGUAUCCUCCUGGACAUGGUGAUGUGUUCCCAUCCCUAAAGAACAGUGGCAAGCUUGAUGCUUUAUUGUCGAAGGGUAAAGAGUAUGUGUUUGUCGCCAACUCAGAUAACCUUGGUGCUAUUGUUGAUUUGAGUAUCCUGAUUUUGGUUCUCAUUGUGACACCCAAAACCCUGGCUGAUGUGAAGGGUGGUACUCUCAUCUCUUAUGAAGGGAAGGUUCAGCUCCUGGAAAUCGCACAGGUCCCUGAUCAGCAUGUCAAUGAGUUCAAGUCAAUCGAGAAGUUCAAAAUUUUCAAUACAAACAACCUGUGGGUGAACUUGAAGGCAAUUAAAAGGCUUGUGGAAGCUGAUGCACUUAAGAUGGAGAUUAUUCCAAACCCAAAGGAAGUAGAUGGAAUCAAAGUUCUUCAGCUAGAAACUGCAGCUGGAGCAGCUAUUAAGUUCUUUGAUCAUGCAAUUGGUAUAAAUGUACCUCGUUCUCGAUUCCUUCCAGUGAAGGCAACUUCAGAUCUGCUUCUUGUUCAGUCCGAUCUUUACACUUUAGUUGAUGGCUUUGUCAUCCGAAAUCAAGCUAGAGCAAAUCCUGCAAAUCCUUCUAUCGAACUGGGGCCUGAAUUUAAGAAGGUUGCCAACUUCUUGAGUCGAUUUAAGUCGAUCCCUAGCAUCAUUGAGCUUGAUAGUCUUAAGGUGACUGGUGAUGUAUGGUUUGGUGCUAAUGUUAUUCUCAAGGGGAAAGUGAGUAUCGUGGCGAAAUCUGGUGUGAAAUUGGAAAUACCAGAUGGAGCUGUUCUUCAAAACAAGAACAAUAAGAGAUCAAUUCAGUUUGCAGUGCCUGAAUUUCGAACGUAUCUUGCAGCAUAUUAG
This is a messenger RNA of Dovyalis caffra, 1440 nucleotides long. Lineage: Eukaryota; Viridiplantae; Streptophyta; Magnoliopsida; Malpighiales; Salicaceae. The record is from the annotation of a GenBank genome assembly.